UGCAAUGUGAGAAAUUGAGAAUUGCCUAUUCACUAUUGAGAAGUGAAAACUCUCUCUCUCUCUCUCUCGUGCGCGCGCGAAGUGAAGAAAAAAUUGCAGAACUUCAUAACUAGCUUCACGUCCACGAAUCCAUCGGCAUAUGGCACACAUUCGCUCCAACUCCGCCAUUAACAGGUUGCUGCCGUUCUUUAACUGAGAUAAAUCAAGUGUUUGCUGAAAGCUUCCUGUGAAGGCUCUAAUGAAGUGACACUGAAGCGAUGAUGGUGUAGCAAUUCUCUGCUGGGUAGGUCAUGGCCAUAAAUUUUCCUUCUAAACUUCAGCUUCUGGGGUCUGUUCAUGAUCGUGAGUUAUUCAAGCCCAAGGUUUCAAAUAGAAAAGAAGCUAAAAAAUCAUCAGCAGCGAUUGCUUUUCAGUCCAUCAAUGAAAGAACUAGAGUUGUUGGAAGCAAAUUAUUUGAGUUUGGUGCAAAUUAUGAGUAUUCUCAAAAGGCUCAGGUGCAGAAACUGGUUGAUCAGCUCCAUUCUUGUGCUGAGAAGGGGUUACUGACAGAAACAAGAGAAAUCCAUGGCUAUCUGUUGAAGUCAGAUUUUCAUGAUGAUAACUUGUUGAAGUUACUCAAUCAUGUAAUUUAUGCAUAUUUGAAAUGCUCAGAUUUUGAGUCUGCUAAUUUAGUGUUUGACUAUUUGCCGAGGAAAAAUGUAUUCUCUUGGAGUGUCAUGAUUACUGGAUUUAAUCAGCAAGCGUCUUUCAGAGAUGGGUUAAAAUAUUUUUGCAAGAUGACGACUCAUGGAAUAUUACCUGAUGGAUUUACAUAUUCUGCCAUCCUGCAAUCAUGUAUUGGUAUGGGUUCUGUUGAUUUAGGGGAUGUGGUGCAUGGCCAGAUAAUGGUUAGAGGCUUCGGUUCUCAUGUGGUUGUUGGCACUGCACUUCUUAACAUGUAUGCAAAAUUGGGUAAGGUUGAGGAGGCUUAUAGAGUUUUCAAUUCUAUGGCUGUAAUUAAUGAUGUCUCUUGGAAUGCAAUGAUAUCAGGACUUACUGCCAACGGUCUGCACUUGGAGGCUUUUGACCAUUUUAUGCAGAUGAAGGAGCAAGGUUUUGUUCCCAAUAUGUAUACUCUAGUUAGUGUUCUGAAGGCAGUUGCGAUGCUAGGCCAUGUUGAUAAAGGAAAGAGGGUUCAUGAAUGUGUAUCAGAAUUGGGAAUGCAGGAAAACAUUCUUGUUGGGACUGCUCUAAUAGAUAUGUACUCGAGAUGUGGUCAUUUAUUGGAGGCAAGGUCUGUUUUUGAUAUGAACUUUGCUGAAUGUGGAGUAAAUGGACCAUGGAAUGCAAUGAUAACUGGUUACGCACUGUGCAAUUGUAGUCAACAAGCUUUGGAAUUGUAUGUCAAAAUGUGUCAAAAUAACAUAAUACCUGAUCUUUACACUUACUGUAGUGUAUUUGAUGUGAUUGCUAGUUUGAAGUGCUUAUGGUUAGUGAAGGAAGUGCAUGGCAGAGUUUUGAAGUCUGGGCCUGAUUUAAUGAAUCUAAGUGUUGAAAAUGCCAUUGCUGAUGCAUACUCCAAAUGUGGGUCUCUUGAAGAAGUUCAGAAGAUCCUCGACAGGAUGAAAUGCAGAGACAUUGUCUCCUGGACAACAUUAGUUACAUGUUAUUCUCAGUGUUCUAGAUGGGAGGAAGCACUUCUUGUUUUUUCUCAGAUGAGGGAAGAAGGGUUCACACCUAAUGACUUUACUCUUGCCAGUGUCCUUACUGCAUGUGCUAAUCUUUGUUAUCUUGAAUAUGGUCGUCAAAUCCAUGGCCUUCUGUGCAAAUUAGGCUUUGAAACUGUAAGAUACAUUGAAAGUGCUCUGAUUGAUAUGUAUGCUAAGGGAGGCAGUAUAAAAGACGCAGAUGAGGUUUACAAUCGGAUAUCUAAUCCUGAUGUUGUCUCAAUGACUGCUAUAUUGUCAGGUCACGCCUAUCAUGGUUCUGUUGCUGAUGCACUUUGGCACUUCAAAAGAAUGGAACAGAUGCAUAUUAAACCAAAUUCUGUUACCUUACUAUGUGUUCUAUCUGCGUGCAGCCAUGCUGGUCUCGUCGAGGAAGGCCUUCAGUACUUUUGGUCAAUGGAGAAAUCCUAUGGUUUGGUGCCAGAAAUGGAGCACUAUGCCUCUGUUGUUGAUCUCCUAGGUCGUGUGGGGCGCCUCAAUGAAGCAUUUGAGUUUAUAAUGAAAAUGCCUAUUGAACCAGAUGAGAUGGUAUGGCAGACCUUAUUGGCUGCAUGCAGGAUUCAUGGCAAUAUUGAGUUUGGUGAAAUAGCGGCCAAGAAGAUUCUCUCUCUUUGUCCGGAAUAUUCUUCUACAUAUGUGCUGUUAUCUAACACAUACAUGGAAACAGGUAGUUAUAAAGACGGGCUUGACCUGCGGAAAGUGAUGAAAGAGCAAGGUGUUAGAAAGGAGCCAGGAUACAGUUGGAUAUCUGUAAAAGGUAAAGUCCAUAGAUUUUAUGCUGGAGAUACUAAUCACCCUCAAAAGGAUGCUAUCUAUGCCAAGUUGGAAGAGCUUAGAAGAAAAGUGAAGGAUUUGGGUUAUGUUCCAGACCUGAAAUAUGCAUUGCAAGGUGAAGAUUGAAAAUGAGGGUUUUCGGAACAUGGGAUAACUAGCUUGUAUCUUAAUAUUUGAUGCACUUAGAAAAGCAAGGAUAGAUGCAUUAUGAGCUGAAUGUCAUUCUAAAGGCAUCAAUUUCUCCUGAGGGUUUAUAAAUACCCCUAGGCGACGGGAAGGCUUUUGAAAUGCCAUAGUUGAUCUAUCCCACAUUCAACACUAUUGUUAUGAUUGAGAAAAACCAAUUCAUGUAGCUCCGUGGAUCUGAAGUUUAAUGAAAGAUUAGAAUGGAUUCCAUGAGCUUGAACAACAAAUGAGUUGAUAUUACUGGGUAAAAGUUUGUCCGUGGAGGUCUGUAGAGCAAAUUUCCAAUGAAAGUAAACAACAGCAAAACGUUUCAAGAAGUAUGUGCUUAUUGGUCCAAUGAUGGAGACUGAUAUUUGUCCAAUAUUCCAGGAAACCUUAUGGUCCGAUGCAAAAAUUAGGAUCCUGUCACGGGGAAAGUUGGCCUAAAUACUUGGAGGAUAUUGGCAAAUUGUGGUAUUUACUGAGGAACCUGUAUCCUUUAGCAUCUAAAUGAAAGCAUUGAUGUAUGUGGCUGAAGUUUGGAGUGAUGUUCAAAUCUGCCAAUACAUGAUAUCAGAGCUGAAAUUUCAAGUAAAAUGGUAGAGACAAAAAUACAUAGCUGUCAUAGUUGCCUGAUUCUUUGCACGCACGGGUAGGCUUCUCCACGAAUAGCAUGCUUUUAGAGGAAUGAUUUUGUAGGCUUGUAUGCUAGAAAUUUCACGUGCCAUUGAAAACUGAAAGGGACCUCUCUCCUUCAUUGGUUUGCAGAAGAACCCUCGUCUCUUGAUGAAAGUGACCUGAAAUUCUCUCUUUUACAUUAUUAAAUAUGUUGUUGAAUUACAGUCUUGAUGGCGGCAGAAUUUGUUAUCAUCUUGUCAAUUCUCAGCUA
Molecule: messenger RNA, 3534 nt
Organism: Sesamum indicum (sesame)
Lineage: Eukaryota; Viridiplantae; Streptophyta; Magnoliopsida; Lamiales; Pedaliaceae
Product: putative pentatricopeptide repeat-containing protein At3g47840
Biological process (GO): RNA modification
Molecular function (GO): protein binding; RNA binding
Source: RefSeq, a predicted model, not a curated record